This is a messenger RNA of Otolemur garnettii (small-eared galago), 830 nucleotides long. RefSeq names its product GVQW motif containing 3 (gene GVQW3). The record is from RefSeq and is a predicted model, not a curated record. The transcript has a single exon. Lineage: Eukaryota; Metazoa; Chordata; Mammalia; Primates; Galagidae. Bases 222 to 830 code for a protein of 202 amino acids.
GCAGCUACUCUGUGGCGGUGUUAGCGUCCCAGAACCGGUCUGCUCAGGCUCAACUGGAAGCUAAGGGGUAAAAACUCAGAAAACCAAUUACUCUUUUCUGGUGAGGCUUCUAGAAGAGCAAGAAUAGCGACAUGAUUAUGCCUACAACCCUAUAGGGAUUGGUCCCUCUGCCUUCCCUCUCACAGCUGUGGCCAGUUAACCUUUUUGUGUUCAAUGCCAAAAUGAGUGACCGCUAUUUAGAACAAAGGAUUAGUAUCAAAUUUUGCGUGAAAUUGAACAAGUCUGCAAGUGAGACCCACCAUCUUUUAAAAGAAGCUUAUGGGGAUGAAGUCAUGUCGAGGGCCAGGGUUUUUGACUGGCACAAAAGAUUUAAAGAAGGGCGGGAAGAUGUUCGAGAUGAUGCGCGAAGUGGUCGUCCGGUCACCCACCGGACAGAUGAAAAUAUUCGGAAAGUCAAGGACUUGGUUUGUUCAAACAGGCAGUUGACGGUGAGGAUGAUGGCUAAUGAAUUAAAUUUAGAUAAAGAAACUGUAAGACUCAUUCUCAAAGAAAACUUGAACAUGAGGAAGAUUUCUGCAGAAGUUAUAUCAGGUAUUUUGAAGGAUGAGCCUAGUCCUGGAAAACAUGACUUUAAGUCGGAUCUUUCAAAGGAAACUGGGAAAAAUGUAACAAGUUAUGAGGCAUGGAGUCUUCAAGGUGAAGCUAGUGGGGAAGGGCCCCUGUCUGUAUCCCAUCCCAGAAUCCACUGCCCUGCCAGCCUGCUUCUUCAUGCUUCAUCUUCAACAAGCCUUCCCACCAGGGUAGCUCAGGAUUGGUUCAUACCGUGGUGA